ACGGUAAAAAAGCAUCUCGCGUCUAACCUGCGAAAGUAAAAUCCUACUUUACUGUAUUAUUCAGAAACCUAGUAUUGAAACGUUUGGAAUUGAGUUAAGCCUUUCAACUAUUAAGCAGCAAAUAUUUUCAAGGGCAUCAAAGAACGACACACAAUGCCAGUUCGCGUGGAACAGCACAAUCCAUUUUCGGCGGCGGCGUUGGGCAGCCCGAAGCUGAAAACCGUCCCGAAAGCAAUCCACAACCACCUGCGAGGGUUUCCUGUUGUCAACGGAGAAGUUACGCUACUAUCGGCCAAAGUUCGUGACUUUGUGGAGCAGUCCGCCAUCCUCUGCCAACCGGAGAAAAUUCACAUCGUUGAUGGAAGUGAGCAGGAAAGUAACACACUACUGAAAAUGCUUCAUAGCCAAGGAACCAUCCAAUCAUUGCCAAAGUACGACAAUUGCUGGUUGGCUCGAACGAAUCCUGCGGACGUCGCGCGGGUCGAAUCCAAGACUUUCAUCUGCACCGAAAAAAGUGAACAAGCGAUACCAACACCAAAGGAAGGAGUCAGUGGUGCGUUAGGAAACUGGAUUGCUCCCGAAGCAUAUGAGCGAGCAAUUCACGAUCGAUUCCCAGGGUGCAUGAAAGGCCGCACCAUGUACGUGGUUCCUUUCUCAAUGGGACCGAUUGCUUCUCCCUUGUCCAAAAUCGGAAUCGAAAUCACCGACUCAGCCUACGUUGUCAACUCGAUGCGCAUCAUGACACGAAUGGGGGAGGAUGUGUUGGACAAACUGUCAAAUAACUCGGACUUUGUCAAAUGCCUCCAUUCGGUCGGCACUCCAGCGAACGGAAAAAUCUCGAUGCCCUCGUGGCCCUGCGAUCCUGAACGAACAAUCAUCCUGCACAAACCGGACAAAAACGAAAUCGUAUCGUACGGAUCCGGUUACGGUGGCAACUCUCUGCUUGGAAAGAAAUGCUUUGCUCUCCGCAUCGGUAGCACUAUCGCACAGCGAGAAGGUUGGCUCGCCGAGCAUAUGCUCAUUCUCGGCAUCACGAACCCGAAUGGUGAUAAGAAAUACAUAGCUGCUGCCUUCCCGUCCGCUUGCGGUAAAACAAAUCUAGCAAUGAUGAAUCCGACCCUACCCGGUUAUAAAGUGGAAUGCGUUGGUGACGACAUCGCCUGGAUGAAGUUCGAUUCCAAAGGUCAGCUGCGAGCCAUCAAUCCGGAGAAUGGCUUCUUUGGGGUUGCUCCCGGUACAUCCAUGGCAACAAACCCGAAUGCCAUGAAGACAAUCUACAAGGACACAAUCUUCACAAAUGUGGCGUCCACUUCCGAUGGUGGCGUUUUCUGGGAAGGAAUGGAAAACGAACUCACGCCUGGAGUGGAAAUCACCGACUGGCUAGGUCAGCCAUGGAAGAUGGGAGAAACCAAAACCCCUGCAGCUCAUCCAAAUUCCCGAUUUUGUGUUCCUGCCAGUCAGUGUCCUAUUAUAGAUCCCGCCUGGGAAGAUAACGAAGGUGUACCUAUCUCGGCUAUUCUCUUCGGUGGUCGUCGCCCAGCUGGAGUUCCACUUGUGUACGAAGCCAACUCCUGGUCACAUGGGGUGUUUCUCGGAUCGGCUAUGCGAAGUGAAGCGACGGCUGCAGCCGAACACAAAGGAAAGGUUAUCAUGAAUGAUCCCUUCGCUAUGCGUCCGUUCUUUGGAUACAACUUUGGAGACUACCUGAAACACUGGUUAGGCAUGGAGCAGAGAGCAGCCGCUGUAGGAGGUACCAUGCCAAAGAUCUUCCACGUCAACUGGUUCCGCAAAAACGAACAAGGAAAGUUUCUGUGGCCAGGAUAUGGCGAAAAUAGCCGAGUGCUGGAUUGGAUUUUGCGACGCGUUGACGGAGAAGAUUGCUUCCAACAGACCCCGAUCGGGCGGCUUCCAACGCCAGGAGCGAUCAACGUAAGCGGCAUGAAUCAACGAGUGGACGAGAAAGAACUGUUCUCGAUUUCGAAGAAAUUCUGGCUAAAAGAAGUCGAAGAAAUUAAGCAAUACUAUGACAAUCAGCUGCCGCACGAUCUUCCUGCAGAAAUUGGCUCCGAACUGCAGCAGCUGAAAGAUCGUGUGGAAGAAAUGCAAUGAAUGAGGGGGAAAGGUCGUACGAUAGAAUAAGUUCAAUACCAUUGUAAAUAUUCCUGUACAUAUUUUUAAGUGCGCAAAUAUUAUUAAGUAUUAAAACAUUUCGUAUUAAAAUCUACUGAACAAAAGUAGAUAAAUGAAUAAAACUACAAAAUUGA
Sabethes cyaneus is the source of this 2264-nucleotide messenger RNA. RefSeq names its product phosphoenolpyruvate carboxykinase [GTP]-like. The coding region runs from base 154 to 2109 and encodes 651 amino acids. NCBI's taxonomy places the organism in Eukaryota, Metazoa, Arthropoda, Insecta, Diptera, Culicidae. Gene Ontology annotation, cellular component: cytosol. The record is from RefSeq and is a predicted model, not a curated record. Gene Ontology annotation, molecular function: phosphoenolpyruvate carboxykinase (GTP) activity; manganese ion binding; GTP binding. The transcript is spliced from 3 exons. Gene Ontology annotation, biological process: response to starvation; cellular response to dexamethasone stimulus; cellular response to insulin stimulus.